AUGUCGAUUGAAGUCAGCCGUAUGACCGUGGAAGACAUCCCAGGUGUGGUUCAGUGCGUUCAAGAUGCGUUUGAAGACGACCCUUAUUUCCGCUGGGUAUUUGACCCUGUCAAGUUUUCGAAGCAAAGAAAUACCAUCUCUAUUAGGAAUCGUUGUCUUUGGGGUCUGAACAAUGGCCUCUUCUACGUCGCUAGAGAACGUAUCCCGCAACAUAAUGGCAAGGAUGUGUCCGAAAAAUCACCAUCGUACCGCGUAGUGGGUGUUUCCAUGUGGCUGCCGCCGGAAACCCCUGACCACAGCGGAAGCUGGACGUCACGAUUUCAGGACUGGCUGCUCAGCGUUCGCCAACUCAUCACCAACAUUCAGUUCAUGGGUCAUGGUGGGCUGCUUGUCCACAGGUACUGGAUCUGGAAGGACUCCCAGUUGAAGGCAACGCAGAAAUUCUGGACUGACCCUCGAGGAUACUAUCACUGCAACGUGGUUGCAGUGCUGCCCGGCAUGCACGGGCAAGGAAUUGGAAAGAGGCUAGUGCAAGUGGUCACCGAUCAAGCUGACAAGGAAGGCAUCAAGUGUUACCUGGAAAGCUCCAAGGCAGAACCCAAUGUCAAGAUUUAUGAGCGCCUGGGGUUCAGAUUUGUAGGGGAUUUGGAUUGCAAUGACAAUGGAAUACUGUGCAAGUUAUACUGUAUGACCCGUGAUCCGAAGCCAUCGACAAGCGACAAGGCGGAGUAG
Molecule: messenger RNA, 732 nt
Organism: Uncinocarpus reesii 1704
Lineage: Eukaryota; Fungi; Ascomycota; Eurotiomycetes; Onygenales; Onygenaceae
Exons: 3
Coding region: 1-732 (243 amino acids)
Molecular function (GO): acyltransferase activity, transferring groups other than amino-acyl groups
Source: RefSeq, a predicted model, not a curated record